Molecule: messenger RNA, 990 nt
Organism: Limanda limanda (common dab)
Lineage: Eukaryota; Metazoa; Chordata; Actinopteri; Pleuronectiformes; Pleuronectidae
Product: dual specificity protein phosphatase 14-like
Exons: 3
Coding region: 243-818 (191 amino acids)
Biological process (GO): protein dephosphorylation
Cellular component (GO): cytoplasm
Molecular function (GO): MAP kinase tyrosine/serine/threonine phosphatase activity
Source: RefSeq, a predicted model, not a curated record
GAACCAGGUCGGAUUUAGUUCGCUCGGGUUGAACCAGGUCAGAUUUAGUUCGCUCGGGUUGAACCAGGUCAGAUCCGGUUCGCUCGGGUUGAAGCAGGUUAAACAGAGUUAGUUGUAGUUAACUGGAGCGAGUCCUACCUGGACGUGAAUCCGGAUGAGACCGGAACAGAAAGUGAUCUAUUCGAAUAGUUGCUGACUCAUCGUCACGUGACGUCCCGUUUCCGCAGCCGGUGGGGGGGGUCAUGGCGGUGUCCCAGGUGAGACCAGGUGUGUUCCUCAGUGAUCUGGACUCGGCUCUGAACGCCUGUGUGUUGAGCAGCAGGAACAUCACGCUCGUCGUGAACGCCAGUGGGCUGGAGGGCGUGGCCUACCCUCAGCUGGACCUGCAGGUCCUCCCCGUCCCGGUCCAGGACCGCCCUCACGCCCCCCUGAGCCACUACUUUGACUCUGUGGCUGAACGGAUCCGUCAGAACCACACCGGGGCCACGCUGGUCCACUGCACCGCCGGCAGGAGCCGCUCCCCCGCCCUGGUCAUGGCCUACCUGAUGAGGUGUGAGGGUCUCAGCCUCCGUCGGGCCCAUGAGCAGGUUCUGGAUCAGCGACCCUUCAUCAGACCCAACGCUGGGUUCUGGCGGCAGCUGAUGGACUACGAGCGGACGCUGUUCGGCAGGAGCUCGGUGCGGAUGGCGAGGACGUCCUGUGGCGUCCUGCCGGAGGCUCUGCAGGACUCGGAGGACUCGGAGGCUCUGCAGGACUCGGAGGACUCGGAGGCUCUGCAGGACUCGGAGGACAGAGCUGCGUACUGCGUGAACGUCUGAGGAGACGGACCCAGAUUCUCCUGAAGGUCCAGAAGUUGACACGUCACAGGAAAACAACAAAAACUGAACGAAUGUAAAGAAAAUGAAAACAUGAAUCAGUCGAUUUGAUGAAACAUGAAAAGUGACUCUGGAUAUUUUCUAAAUAUAAAAACAAAUCAGCUCUGACAACAAA